This is a messenger RNA of Galeopterus variegatus (Sunda flying lemur), 901 nucleotides long. RefSeq names its product cleavage and polyadenylation specific factor 4, 30kDa (gene CPSF4). The transcript is spliced from 5 exons. Bases 1 to 804 code for a protein of 267 amino acids. The record is from RefSeq and is a predicted model, not a curated record. Lineage: Eukaryota; Metazoa; Chordata; Mammalia; Dermoptera; Cynocephalidae. Gene Ontology annotation, molecular function: RNA binding; zinc ion binding.
AUGCAGGAAAUCAUCGCCAGCGUGGACCAUAUCAAGUUCGAUUUGGAGAUCGCGGUGGAGCAGCAGCUCGGGGCACAGCCACUGCCCUUCCCCGGCAUGGACAAGUCGGGGGCUGCUGUCUGUGAAUUCUUUUUGAAAGCUGCCUGUGGGAAAGGGGGCAUGUGCCCGUUCCGCCACAUCAGCGGCGAGAAGACAGUUGUGUGCAAGCACUGGCUGCGGGGGCUGUGCAAGAAGGGGGACCAGUGUGAGUUCCUGCAUGAGUACGACAUGACCAAGAUGCCUGAGUGCUACUUCUACUCUAAGUUUGGUAAGGCACAAGGAACCCUCUCUGUCUGCCUUCUUCCAGCUUUCCAGCUUCAGAUCAGAAACCCAGGCAGUGCCUGCCACCCCCAGCUGGCUCUUCAAUGCUUCUCUGCUGCCCACUCUCCAGAGGUGGGCCAUCGCGGAAGCCCUUCUUCCUGCUGGUCAUGCGGGAGCAGUCCCGCCCUCUUUUUUCCUGUCCCCAUUGGUAGUCUGCGUGCACGUGUUUUCCACAGUAAAACCGUGUUGUGUAACUCUUUCCAGCAAAGUAACAAUCCGCCAUUACAAAGGUCGUCCUCCUUGAUCCAGUUAACGAGUCAGAACUCUUCUCCCAAUCAGCAGAGAGCCCCGCAGGUCAUCGGGGUCAUGCAGAGUCAAAACAGCAGCGCAGGCAACCGAGGACCCCGGCCGCUGGAGCAGGUCACCUGUUACAAGUGUGGUGAGAAAGGACACUACGCCAACAGAUGCACCAAAGGGCACUUGGCCUUUCUCAGUGGACAGUGACAGCAGCUGGAGCCAGCUCAGAGCAGCCCGAGGGGCCCCAUUGUUGGGAGCGUGCAUUUAACUGUUCAGUGCAGUGCUGGUGCGACUCUAGCAGCUA